Euleptes europaea (tarantolino) is the source of this 902-nucleotide messenger RNA. RefSeq names its product RNA binding motif protein 7 (gene RBM7). Bases 10 to 843 code for a protein of 277 amino acids. The record is from RefSeq and is a predicted model, not a curated record. The transcript has 5 exons. Gene Ontology annotation, cellular component: nucleus. Gene Ontology annotation, biological process: regulation of alternative mRNA splicing, via spliceosome. Gene Ontology annotation, molecular function: single-stranded RNA binding. Lineage: Eukaryota; Metazoa; Chordata; Lepidosauria; Squamata; Sphaerodactylidae.
GCGGAGGCCAUGGGCGCCGCGGCGGCCGAGGCGGACCGGACCCUGUUCGUGGGGAACCUGGACCCGCGAGUCACGGAGGAGCUGCUCUUCGAGCUCUUCCACCAGGCAGGCCCAGUCAUUAAAGUAAAGAUUCCGAAAGACAGGGAUGGGAAACCAAAGCAGUUUGCAUUUGUGAAUUUCAAACACGAAGAAUCUGUCCCCUAUGGCAUGAGUCUGCUUAACGGGAUCAAACUUUUUGGGAGACCUCUCAAAAUUCAGUUCCGAUCAGGGAGUAGUCAUGCCUCCCAAGAUGGUGGCUCACCUUAUUCCCAGCACGGGUCUGCUAACGGAAGCCCCUCUGGUGCAUUGCAGCUGCCGCCUAGUUGUAACAGCAGGUACGAGAGAAACGUGGAUAGUGUGCCGGCAGGGUUGCCAGCUGUGCAGAGGUCUUUCUCGUCUCCCGAUAACCUCCAGAGGCAAGCAGUGAUGAGCAGUGCUCUGUGGCAGCAGCCCCAGUACGGCGGAAGGCACGACUCUCCACACCCAGAACUGCCAGGCUUCGCUUCGCCAGGGCACCAACCGAGUUACUCCUACAGCCAGUCAUCGGCCUCCCAAAUGCCGUGGCGCCCAGAGGGGGUCUCGGCGCAGCGCAAGAACCGGGUCAGCUCCCAUCCCUAUCAGCCCGACAGCCGGCAUUACAGCCGGGAGCAUCAGCGGCUGGGGGACUGUGGCUCCGAGCAUCCUUUCAGGGGCGCCCGGGACGAGUAUUGCCACGACGACAGGAACUAUGGAGGCUGGAGCCAUGACUAUGAUAACCGGAGGGAGAGCGGCAAAGACGGCAAGUGGCGCCCCUCCCGCUACUAACGAGUAUUCUGAGUGGAUUUUAAAUAACUUCCCUUGGGAAAUUUGGGUUCUUAUUUCCU